This is a messenger RNA of Polychytrium aggregatum, 1177 nucleotides long. RefSeq lists its product as uncharacterized. Gene Ontology annotation, molecular function: RNA binding. Gene Ontology annotation, cellular component: U12-type spliceosomal complex; nucleolus. The transcript is spliced from 7 exons. The coding region runs from base 119 to 1048 and encodes 309 amino acids. The record is from RefSeq and is a predicted model, not a curated record. Gene Ontology annotation, biological process: positive regulation of mRNA splicing, via spliceosome. Lineage: Eukaryota; Fungi; Chytridiomycota; Chytridiomycetes; Polychytriales.
AAACACCCAACACCCAACACCCAACACCUCCAAACACCCCCCCCCAAGGCAUCCCCAGGCAUCCCGAGGCAUCCGCCAACCCGCCAGGCAGCCCACCGCUCAACCAAUAGGCAAAAAGAUGGCUAACAGAGCCGAAGAGAGGAACCAGGACGCCACCGUCUAUGUCGGAAACAUCGACGAGCGGUUUACAGAGACGCUGCUCUGGGAGCUCAUGCUCCAGACCGGCCGUGUCGUCAAUGUCUAUCUGCCCAAGGAUCGAGUCACACAAUCACACCAAGGAUACGGGUUUGUGGAGUAUCAGACCGAAGAGGAGGCCGACUACUCCAUCAAGAUCAUGAACAUGAUCAAGAUCUUCGGCAAGCCUCUUCGUGUGAACAAGGCCACCUCCGACAAGAAGAAUCUGGAUGUCGGAGCGACGCUAUUUAUUGGCAAUCUGGAUCCCGAUGUCGACGAGAAGCUGCUCUACGAUACUUUCAGUGCCUUUGGCGUGAUCAUACAGACACCAAAGAUCGCUCGAGAUCCGGACACCGGAAACUCCAAGGGCUAUGCCUUUGUGAGCUUUGAUAACUUUGACUCUUCGGAUGCGGCAAUCGAGGCUAUGAACAGCCAGUUUCUGAUGAACAAGUCCAUCACAGCCUCAUACGCCUUCAAAAAGGACGGAAAGGGCGAGCGCCACGGAUCAGCUGCCGAGCGUUUGCUGGCGGCCCAGGCACGGAAGAAUGAGCCGACGCAGAUGCCAAACCGAUUUUUCGCCGAUAUCCCUGGGGCCAAUCCUGCGGCAACGGCCCCGUCGAUUACUCCUGCGCCGCCAAUGCCGAUGCCCGGUAUGAUGGGCGCACCCGUGCUUCCAGGCCAAGCGCUGCCGCCGCCGAUGGGCCAGCCCAUGAUGAUGGGUGCGACGCCGACUAUCCCUCCGCCGUACAUGGGCCAACCUAUGAUGCCCCCACAGCAAUCGUAUCCGCCCUAUGGAACUCAGCCUGGCUAUGCGCGUCCUCCCAUGCCACAAGCCCCGUUUCAAUACCGACCCCAGCCUUCAUGGGGCCAGUGAUCCCCAGAGGUGCUUGGAGGGAUUGCGAUCCAUUGCAUCGGUUUCAUGAGUACGCUGCGUCGAUUUCAUGAGUACGCUGCGUCGGUUUCAUGAUCGCGCAGCCGAUCCAAUACAGACUGUGUUGCUGCA